Molecule: messenger RNA, 2289 nt
Organism: Exophiala dermatitidis NIH/UT8656
Lineage: Eukaryota; Fungi; Ascomycota; Eurotiomycetes; Chaetothyriales; Herpotrichiellaceae
Product: glutamate carboxypeptidase II
Exons: 2
Coding region: 1-2289 (762 amino acids)
Molecular function (GO): carboxypeptidase activity
Source: RefSeq, a predicted model, not a curated record
AUGAAUGAGCGAACGCCCUUGAUAUCAACAGUGCGGGUGACUCGUUCACCACACGGUUUCCGUCACUCGACCGUGCGCCGCUUCUGCACCAUCGCACUGGGCAGCACUCUCGUUGCGAUCGUGAUAUGCUUUCUACUCCCUUCUGCUAUUCUGCCUCGAGGUGACGACUCUGUCGCUUCUUAUCUCCCCUGGUUUAGACCAUAUCCGCGCUCAUGGCCGCACAGCAAUGGUAUUUCCUUCGAUGAACUCACCGAGAUCCUGUCGACAACACCGGACGAAGACAAGAUACGUUCAUGGAGCCAGUACUACACGGCCGGUCCACAUCUGGCUGGAAAGAAUUUGAGUCAGGCCAUAUGGACUCGGGAACGAUGGGAAGAGUUCGGGAUCAAGGCGGAAAUCGUGGCGUACGAUACUUACAUCAACUAUCCCGUUUCGCACCGAUUGGGUUUGCUGAAGGGCGAUAAACUGCAGUAUGAAUGCAGUUUAGCAGAAGACGUGCUGGAAGAGGACCCGACUACUUCUUUGAAAGAUCGUGUCCCCACAUUCCAUGGCUACUCUGCCAGUGGGAAUGUCACAGCACCGUAUGUCUAUGUCAACUUUGGGACCUUCCAGGAUUUCGAAGACUUGCGGGCAGCCAACGUCAGCUUGGAGGGAAAGAUUGCUUUGGCCAAAUAUGGCGGCAUCUUCCGUGGCCUCAAGGUCAAACGUGCCCAAGAAUUGGGGAUGGUCGGCGUCGUGAUCUACUCGGAUCCGCAAGAGGACGGCGAGAUCACCGAGGAGAAUGGAUACAAGCCAUAUCCCAAAGGGCCUGCGCGGAAUCCGAGCAGCGUUCAACGAGGCAGUACGCAGUUCUUAAGCACGCUUCCCGGCGAUCCUACGACCCCUGGCUAUCCCUCCAAGCCGGGAGCGCCUCGCGUCGACCCUCACGGCUCCAUUCCCCAAAUUCCUUCGCUCCCCAUUUCCUACCGCGACGCGCUUCCACUGCUUAAGGCGCUGAACGGCCACGGUCCGAAUGCGACCUCCUUUGGCAAACAUUGGGAAGGUGGUGGGCUCUCCCACAAAGGUGUAAACUACAACGUGGGUCCGUCUCCUAAGGGCGUCGUCCUCAAUCUGGUCAACGAGCAAGAGUAUGUCACAACGCCCCUAUGGAACGUUAUUGGAGUGGUGAACGGGACGAUACCCGACGAAGUCAUUGUUCUGGGAAAUCAUCGUGAUGCUUGGAUUGCAGGAGGCGCAGCAGAUCCCAACUCAGGCUCGGCGGCCCUCAACGAGGUCAUUCGGUCGGUUGGCCGAGCGCUGGAGGCCGAAUGGAAACCUCUCCGCACCAUUGUCUUUGCUAGCUGGGACGGCGAGGAAUACGGUCUGGUGGGUUCAACAGAAUGGGUUGAGGAAUACAUUCCGUGGCUCUCGAAGAGCGCGGUCGCUUAUCUCAACGUGGAUGUGGGUGCGCGAGGGAAGCAUCUCAGGGUUGCGGCGUCGCCAUUGCUGAACAAGGUCAUCUACAACGUCACUGCUGCUGUACCAUCGCCAAACCAAACCACCGAAGGACAGUCCGUGGGCGAUGUCUGGGAUGGUCAGAUCCGAACCAUGGGCUCCGGAAGCGACUUCACGGCAUUCCAGGACUUUGCAGGGAUCCCCUCCUUAGAUAUUGGCUUUGACAGUGGUCCCAAGGACCCGGUCUAUCAUUACCAUUCGAACUAUGACAGUUUUCAUUGGAUGGAUACAUACGGCGACAAACACUGGCAUUACCAUGUCACUAUGGCCAAGAUUUGGGCAUUGCUUGCUGCCCAGCUUGUGGAAACCCCGAUUUUGUCUCUGAGCGCCGCUGAUUAUGCCAAAGGGCUUUCGGCCUACCUCGAGGACGUCAAAGAAAAGGCCAUGGAGUACACGGCCAUGUCGGAGUUUAGUUUUCAUGAGCUCGACAAAGCUACGGCGAAAUUCCGCAAAUCCGCGGCGCACUUUGACGAAUAUACGCACAGCUUGGCGCAGAGGCUCGGCGAAAAUGUGCCCUGGUGGAAAUGGUGGAAGAAGGUCAAGCUCUUUUACGAGGUGCGCAAAGCGAACCAGAAAUACAAGGCCCUCGAACGACAGUUUCUUUUCCCCGGUGGUUUGGACAACCGGUCAUGGUUCAAACAUGUCGUUUUCGCCCCUGGGCGGUGGACUGGAUAUGCUGGGGCAACCUUCCCUGGCCUGGUGGAGAGUUUCGAAGACCGGAAUCUCACAAACGCAGAACGAUGGGAUCAUAUCAUCAGGGAACGACUACACGCAGCUACAGAUUUGCUCAAGUGA